UCGCAAUCGCUCUUACGACUCGUUUCAUGGUAUUUAGACGACUGCAAUGGACUCUGGACUGGCCAGGUGUGGCGCUUCAAUUGAUGAUCUGUGUGAGUCAGUGAGCAGGACGAGCGCUUAGUACGCCAAUCCGGAUCUUGGAUCGAUGUUGUGAUCCUCACCCUCCUCUGGCCGUCAUGCCUUACGAGCAUCUGUUGCCCCCGAGCUGGAAGCCCCAGGUCACCGCCUGGCUGGCGGAAGAUACGCCUUCCUUUGACUAUGCUGGCUUCGUCGUCGGCGAUGUUGAGCGCGAAGCGUUCCUAUUCGGCAAGGGGGACGAGCCUGCAGUCCUUGCGGGAUCGCCGUUCUUCACGGAGGUCUUCGAGCAACUUGGUUGUCAAGUAGAAUGGCAUGUGAAGGAAGGCGACACCUUCAAGCCGGUGAAGCAUGUCGCUACUGUGCGCGGUCGGGCGCGCCACUUGCUCCUGGGCGAGCGUGUAGCGCUCAACAUGCUCGCACGAUGCAGUGGUAUUGCCACUAAAUCGAAGCGCGUGAAGGACUUGGCGACUGGCUAUGGAUUCAAGGGCAUCAUCGCCGGCACUCGAAAGACGACACCAGGCUUCCGUCUCGUCGAGAAGUACGGGAUGCUUGUAGGUGGGAUCGACCCGCACAGGCAUGAUCUCUCAAGCAUGAUCAUGCUCAAGGAUAAUCAUAUCUGGUCCCAUGGGUCCAUAACCGCUGCCAUCAAGCAAGCGCGCCUCGUCGGCGGCUUCAGUCUUUUGCUCGACGUCGAGGUUCGAUCUGAAGAGGAGGCCAACGAGGCCAUCGACGCCGGCGCAGAUAUCGUCAUGCUCGACAAUAUCGAGGGCGAUGAGCUCGUUGCCGUAGCUCAGCGACUCAAGGAGAAGUGGCGCGGUCAGCGCAAGUUCCUCAUCGAGACCAGUGGUGGUAUCACAGAGGGAAACUUGCAAGAGCGCGCGAUCAAUGAGGUCGAUAUUCUAAGCACCAGCAUGGUCCAUCAAUCCGUCCAACACAUCGACUUCAGCCUCAAGAUCCAGAAGCCUAAGAACUAGGACGAAACCACUUGUAACCUUAUAGGCAACUAACUUAUCUCUCGCUGAUCUUCAGUCAUGAUGAUUGCAAUGGGCGGUGCGAUGUAACAGACCAAACUGUCAAGGCCAGAGUUCUCUCUAUUCACCAGACAGUUGCACGCAGCACCAUUGGUUAGCGGAACCCACACCAUACCGCACGAACUACCACUCUCUCGUUCAUUGUCUUGCUGCGGAUACCCUCUUUU
This is a messenger RNA of Schizophyllum commune H4-8, 1276 nucleotides long. Its product is annotated as nicotinate-nucleotide diphosphorylase. Bases 177 to 1052 code for a protein of 291 amino acids. Gene Ontology annotation, biological process: NAD+ biosynthetic process; quinolinate catabolic process. The record is from RefSeq and is a predicted model, not a curated record. Gene Ontology annotation, cellular component: cytoplasm. Gene Ontology annotation, molecular function: nicotinate-nucleotide diphosphorylase (carboxylating) activity. The transcript has 6 exons. NCBI's taxonomy places the organism in Eukaryota, Fungi, Basidiomycota, Agaricomycetes, Agaricales, Schizophyllaceae.